AGUCGCGUUCACGGACAGCAAACAGUUAAACUCUAGAAAGGUGCUGGAGAAUAGGGGGAGGGGAAGGUGUCUCACUUUAUUAUUCUAAACAGAGCCCGUGAUUAAAUGGUGCGGCUGGAGUCCCUGCUUGGCAUUUCCCGAAAAGCUUGGAUUCUGUCUGUCUCCUAAACUCUCCAAGAGUUCAUAUUCUAGACACUUGGCUGCCAUGUGGUGAUGUUAAGAGUGGUGGAACCCUAGAGGAAGUGGGCAACAUGAUCAAGAGAGAGAUAAGUGUGCGCCAACAAACUUGUGCUUUAUUACAGAAGAACCUUCUUAAGAAAUGGAGACUGAAAAGGGAGUCCUUGAUGGAGUGGGUGAGCUCCUUGCUCCUUCUGCUUUUCUUGUAUUGGUAUCCCCAUGGUCAUGGAGCUACUGACCUGUCUUCAGUGCCCACCAAGGAUCUGGGACGAGUCGAUUCUUUCAGACAAUCUGGGUUCAUGAUAGGGUACACGCCUGUCACCAGCAUGACACAACAGAUAAUGGAGAAGGUAGCUGCAACCCCUUUCAUGGCAGAUAAAAAAGUCUUGGGACUGUUGGAUGAAGAAAAUAUCAAGGAAUUAACAGAAAGUCAUGCAGAAAUAAUAAGAGUCAUUUUUUCUGACACAUUCUCAUACCAUCUGAAAUUCCAGUUUGAUCAGAGAAUCCCAACGUCGAGGGAACUCAGAGACCAUAAUGCUCAUUGUGAUGGACUGUAUGAAGAUGUCAACUGUCUGAUAGCCAUAUUCUGGAAGGAAGGAUUUGUGGCUCUUCAAGCUGCCAUCAAUGCUGCCAUCAUAGAAACCACAACAAACCAUUCAGUGAUGGAGGAACUGCUAUCAGUGUCAGGGAAAUUCAUGAAGAUCCAUCCUUUUGUCCGUCAAGAAGGAAUUCUGACUGAUUUCUUUAUUUUCACCUGCAUCAUUUCCUUCUCCCCAAUCACCUAUUAUGUGUCAAUCAAUGUUGCAAGAGAGAGGAAAAGGAUGAAGGGCUUGAUGAUGAUGAUGGGCCUUCGAGAUCCAGCAUUCUGGCUAUCUUGGGGUCUGCUCUAUGCUGGCUUUGUCUUCAUUAUGGCUCUAUCCCUGGCACUUGUUAUCAAAUCUGUCCAGUUUUUUAUUCUAACCAGCUUCAUGGUGGUCUUUAGCCUCUUCCUCCUUUAUGGAUUAUCUAUGAUCACUUUGGCUUUCCUAAUGAGUGCCUUGGUGAGGAAGUCUGUCCUCACUGGCCUGUCUGUGUUUCUUCUCACCAUCUUCUGGGGAAGUCUAGGCUUCACAUCCCUGUACAGAUACCUCCCUGCACCUGUGGAAUGGACUCUCAGUCUCUUUAGCCCCUUUGCCUUCACACUAGGAAUGGCCCAGCUCUUACGUGUGGAUUAUGAUUUAAAUUCUAAUGCACCCCCUGAUCCAGCCAGUGGCUCAAAUCUGAUUAUAGCAACCAAUUUCAUGCUGGUAUUUGAUGCGUUUUUGUAUCUGGCCCUGAUGAUGUACUUCGAAAAAGUUCUGCCAAAUGAAUACGGACAUCAGCACUCUCCCCUGUUUUUCCUGAAAUCUUCAUUUUGGCUACAAACACGAAAGCCUGCUCAUGUGAUUCUUGAAGAUGGAAUAGACCCCGUUCCUUCAUCAGGUGACUCGUUUGAACCGGUGUCCCCAGAAUUCCACGGGAAAGAAUCCAUCAGAAUCAGAAAUAUUUCAAAAGAAUACAAAGGAAAGCCCAAUAAAAUAGAAGCCUUAAAAGACCUGACGUUGGACAUAUAUGAAGGCCAAAUCACAGCAGUACUUGGUCACAGUGGAGCUGGGAAAUCAACACUGUUAAAUAUUCUUAGCGGAUUAUCUGUUCCUACUAAAGGUUCUGUCACCAUCUAUAAUAAUAACUUAUCAGAAAUGGCUGACCUUGAAAACAUCUUGAGGAUUGCUGGAGUUUGUCCACAAGCCAAUGUUCAAUUUGACUUCCUUACUGUGAGAGAAAACCUCAGGCUUUUUGCUAAAAUAAGAGGAAUUCCACCCCAAGAUGUGGAGAAAGAGGUGCAAAGGGUUUUGCUAGAAUUGGAAAUGAAAAAUAUCCAAAAUAUCCUUGCUCAAAACCUAAGUGGGGGACAGAAGAGAAAGCUGACUUUUGGAAUCGCCAUUUUAGGAGAUUCUCAGAUUUUCCUACUGGAUGAGCCCACCGCUGGCCUGGAUCCCUUUUCAAGGCACCGGGUGUGGAAUCUCCUGAAGGAGCGCAGAGCAGACCGUGUGGUCCUCUUCAGCACGCAGUUCAUGGAUGAGGCUGACAUCCUGGCUGAUAGGAAAGUGUUCAUCUCCAAUGGGAGGCUGAAGUGUGCAGGAUCAUCGCUCUUUCUGAAGAAGAAAUGGGGAGUUGGGUAUCACUUAAGUUUGCAGCUGAAAGAAGUCUGUGUUCCAGAAAACAUCACAUCGCUUGUUAAACAGCACAUCCCUGCAGCCAAGCUAUCAGCUGAAGGGGAAGGAAAGCUUCUCUAUACAUUACCCUUAGAAACAACUUAUAGAUUUCCAGAGCUUUGCCAGAGUCUUGACAGCUGUCCUGGACUGGGAAUUGAAAACUAUGGUGUUUCCAUGACAACUUUGAAUGAGGUGUUCCUGAAGCUAGAAGGAAAAGCAUCAAUUGAUGAACCAGAGGUUGACAUCGUGGGAGAAGGACAAACAGAGAGAUCUGGGGACACAGAAAGGCUUAUGGAGAUGGAGCAAACUCUCUCUUCACUUAGGGAAACAGAGAAGACAGACGGCAUGGCACUCUGGAGGCAGCAAACCUGUGCGAUCGCAAAGGUUCGCCUGUUGAAGUUAAAGCACGAAAGGAAAACACUUUUAUCUGUGCUCUUGAUACUGGUAGUCGGCAUCUGUCCUUUUCUUUUUGAAAAUAUCUCAACGAAAAUACGUCAAAGCUCUUACACUUGGGAACUUUCCCCACACGAUUACUUCCUUGCUCCGGGACAACAGCCCCAGGGCAUGCUCACUCAGUUAUUGAUCAUUAAUAAGACAGAGGCAAGCAUUGACGACUUUAUCCAUUCUGUGGAACGCCAGAACAUAGCUUUGGAAGUCGAUGCUUCUGGAACCAGAGAUGGUACAGAUGACCCAUCCUACAAUGGAGCCCUUAUAGUGUCUGGCAAUGAGAAGAACCACAGCUUUUCGUUUGCAUGCAACACCAAGAGACUGAACUGCUUCCCAGUUCUGAUGGACAUCCUGAGCAACGGGCUACUUGGAAUGGUUAAACCGUCAGCCCGCAUCCAAACCGACAGAAGCACAUAUCUCAUGGAUGAAACUAUUCAUCCUUUAGAAGACCUAUGGAAGACUGCAUUCUGGCUGAUUCUGACCUCCGCUUGCCCUCCUUAUAUUGCCAUGAGCAGUGUCACAGAUUAUAAGAACAGAGCUUGGUUCCAGCUGCGGGUCUCCGGCCUCUUCCCUUCGGCUUACUGGGUCGGGCAGGCAAUGGUGGACAUUCCCCUGUACUGCUUUGUCUUCCUCUUCAUGUCGUUAAUGGACUACCUUUUUCGCUUCCCAGAUACCAUGUUUUCUAUUAUAAGCCACGUCAUACAAAUCCCGUGUUCUGUUGGCUAUGCCAUAUCCCUGAUCUUCUUAACAUACGUGAUUUCGUUCAUUUCUCGCAAGGGGAAAAAAAACAGCGGCAUUUGGUCACUUAGCUUCUAUAUCAUCACUGUGUUCUCAGUGGCUGUAAUAUUGCUGGCUUUUGAUGUGGAUGGUACACAGUACUACAUCAUCUUUUUGAUACCACCGUCCACUCUGGUUGGAUGCUUGAUCUUGUCUUUGCAUCUUUUCAUAGGUCAAAUCUUUGAAGAAGGACAAGUUAUAGAGCCAUUCCUGGUAUUCCUCAUUCCUUUCCUUCAUGUUUUCAUUUUUAUUUUUACCCUUCGAUGUCUGGAAUGGAAGUUUGGAAAGAAAACAAUGAGGAAAGAUCCCAUCUUUAGAAUUUCUCCAAGAAACAAUGAUGUGUAUCAAAACCCAGAAGAGCCAGAAGAUGAGGAUGAAGAUGUUCAAAUGGAGAGAAUGAGAACAGCGAAUGCCUUGGUAUCCACCAGUUUUGAUGAGAAGCCAGUCAUCAUUGCCAGCUGCCUACGCAAAGAAUAUGCAGGGAAGCAGAAGCAUUGCCUUUCCAAGAAGAAGGCCAAGAUAGCCACUAGGAAUGUCUCGUUUUGUGUCAGGAAAGGUGAGAUUCUAGGAUUGUUGGGACACAAUGGAGCUGGCAAAAGUACAUCUCUUAAAAUGAUAAGUGGAGACACAAAAGUCACAGCUGGGCAGGUGUUACUGAAAGGGAGCAGAGAAGGGGACACCCCGGGGUUCCUGGGGUACUGUCCUCAGGAGAAUGCUCUGUGGCCCAACCUCACUGUGAAGGAGCACCUGGAGAUAUUUGCUGCAGUGAGGGGCUUGCGCAAAAGUCACGCUGCAGUCGCCAUCACAAGGUUGGCAGAUGCGCUCAAGCUGCAGGACCAGCUGAAGUCUCCUGUGAAGACGCUGUCAGAGGGAGUGAAGAGAAAGCUGUGCUUCGUGCUGAGCAUCCUGGGGAACCCAUCUAUAUUGCUUCUAGAUGAGCCGUCCACUGGGCUGGAUCCUGAGGGGCAGCAGCAAAUAUGGCAAGCAAUCAGGGCCAUCAUAAAAAAUACAGACAGGGGUGCCCUGCUGACCACCCAUUACAUGGCAGAGGCUGAGGCUCUGUGUGACCGAGUGGCCAUCCUGGUGUCUGGAAGGCUGAGGUGUAUUGGAUCCAUCCAACAUCUCAAAAGCAAAUUUGGCAAAGAUUACCUGCUGGAGAUGAAGGUGAAGACCCUCGAGCAGGUGGAGCCCCUCAAUACGGAGAUCCUCAGGCUUUUUCCCCAGGCUUCUAGGCAGGAACGGUACUCUUCUCUGAUGGCUUACAAAUUACCAGUGGAAGCUGUACAGCCUUUAUCCCAAGCUUUCUUCAAGUUAGAGAAAGUUAAGCAGACCUUUGACCUGGAGGAGUACAGCCUCUCUCAGUCUACCCUGGAGCAGGUCUUCCUAGAGCUCUCCAAGGAGCAGGAGCUGGAUGGCCUUGAAUUAGAAGAAUUAGACUCCUCCAUAAAGUGGAAGCUCCUCCCACAGGAAGAGGCUUAAGCCAAAAAUAUCUCUCCUCUUCCUUCAUAAGACUGUGUUGUUCCUUAAAGACAUCUAUUUUUAUGAAAUAUUUUAGUACCUAUAUUAUAAAUACUAUGAUGUUCCUCGGGGAUUGGAGAACAGGGGUGAGUACCGUAUAGAGGCUGGACCACAGGGAACCUUGUCUAGCCUUCUCCACAUCCCUUUAGGACACUUAUAGCCAUAGUUCUGUAGAAUGUUGAAUAAACAGUUACUUUUAUACAAUUAUUUCCAUUUCUGAGUAUGAUAUACUUAGUUAAAAUAUUUUAGAUAAUUUUUUGUAUCAAAACCGUAGGCUUAGAUUUUUCAAAACCAACUUUAAUAAGGGUUCUUAAGUUCUUCAACCUCUCUUCUAGCUCACCAACCAAAGGUAGGAAAGAAGAAAAGUUAAUAGGAAAUGAGGGAUGUGAAUAUCAUUUGGAAGUAGUGCUUUGGGGCAGUUCCAAACAUGAAUCAGUAGCAGCUGUCCAGUGCAAUCACAAACACCAAACACAAAUCAGUAGCAGGAGGCUCAAUCCAGAAGAAACCUUGAGGAUCCACCAAAUAGGUAUGAGCCCACAGAAUGUCAGGAGCCAUCACAGGACAAGCUAAUAACUAGCAGGUGAUCUUCCUGAGAUGACUGCCUUAGAUUAAAAUUUAUGACGGAACUUCAAUAGGCAAGGCCCAGGAGAAAGUCGUUUUAGGAAAGAUUCCUGCUAUUAAUAUGCUUUUCCUAUUAUUAUUAUUAUUAUUAUUAUUAUUAUUAUUAUUAUAUACAUAUGACCAUCGCUAGGUAUUAGUCCACCCUUUUGAGCAGAUCUCUGCAGAUCUACAAAGAUGUACUGUCUUGUACUGAUGCUAUGUAGACAAAUAGAUGGCUUCUUAAUUCUUAAUGGUGAUCCUAUAAGAAUUUCUAAAAUUAUAUCAGUAUUUAUUAAGCUCUUAUAUAGUGGGACUGCUAUUAGGUCCUUUUCUGAUAGUCAAAACUGCAAUGAGAACUCUGCCAGUCUCCCACGUGUCACCAGUUAAUUGCCUCUUAGAUGGUAAAAAGACUUUCUACUACUCAGAGCACAUUCCAAGAGGUUGUAAAACAAUUAACCGAAGGUCAUAAAAAGAGAACUAACGAUUUAUUAUAGGUGCUAGGAGCUGUGACUGGUGAUGGAUGCUUAGCUAGAUAGUUACUCCUAGUGGAUAUGCAUGUAAACAUUCUCUGUUGUAAACUUCUAUUUCAGUUUAUGAUUUGAAUUUUUGUGUAAACUUGUAAUGAACUUUUUACCAUGUGAUCAUGUAUUCUGAACGAUGUAUAAGUGCUGAGGACAAAGAGAAGAGACAGAACUGAGCUGAGGACAGAACUGAGCUGAGGACAGAACUGAGCUGAGGACAGAACUGAGCUGAGGACAGAACUGAGCUGAGGAGAACUUUUUAGACAGAAGACUUUUUAGAAAGAUCUGAACAGAAUUUUUAGAAUAGAACUGAGGGGUUUGUUUUGUUUUGUUUUGUUUUUAAAGUCAGGACACAAAAGAACUUUAUAGAAAGAUUUCAACUCAAAAAGAGCAUAGAAGUAAAGAAAGGCACACCUUUGGGAGAAAGGGCAUUGAGAGUAAGAGCAUUAUUGUGAUAUCAGAGUAGGAGGAAAGAGCAAAAUUAUAAGGAGAAUGAACAGUGGAAUAACUUAGAAACCAUAGGUUACAAACUAAGAAAGCAAUGUGAAGAAUUCAGAGGGAAAGAGGGAAUAAGAAGAAGCUGUAGAGAAAGCAGAAGGGGCAGGCAAGCUUUUCCUUAUCAUGGGACAGAACAGGUCUUUUCUUAAUAACAAGCCAGGCUUAGUCUUAUUAAAAGGAACCAAGCUCUCUUCUUACAAACUUGAGUUUAAUUCACUUAGCAUCAAAAGGUAGAAACUGUUUUGUUCGCUAUACAAUAAAGAUUGGAGUUCAUUUUUCAUCCAGAAUGAGUGAAUUCUUUCUGCACUGCUGUUUAGUCUUUUGCUCCAAAUGCAUAUGUAAGCAUGAAUGUGUGUGUAUAAGUAUGCAGUUGUGAGAAUGUAUGCAAACUAAGCCCAACUGGUUUGAAUGGAAAUGUAUAAAUAUUCAUGCAUGAAUCUGUAUGUGAAUCUAUGUGUGUUUAUGCAUAUUUGCUUCUGUAAAAGUUUUUUUCUUCAGCAAGUGAUAUCUUUUAUGUUUCAAUAGAAGUCUAUUGUUCCAAACUUCCCCCUAGCCUGACAAGUGAGAGGCAUCUGGACAAAAAUGGAAAAGGCUCUAGCAAUUAAUCCUUUAUUUAAUCUCCUGCUGUUUUUUUUAAUAAAACAACAUAUUAAUGUUCUUAA
This is a messenger RNA of Mus musculus (house mouse), 7434 nucleotides long. RefSeq names its product ATP-binding cassette, sub-family A member 8b (gene Abca8b). Lineage: Eukaryota; Metazoa; Chordata; Mammalia; Rodentia; Muridae. Bases 252 to 5114 code for a protein of 1620 amino acids. The record is from RefSeq and is marked validated. Gene Ontology annotation, molecular function: ATP binding; ATP hydrolysis activity; ABC-type transporter activity. Gene Ontology annotation, cellular component: basolateral plasma membrane; membrane; endoplasmic reticulum. The transcript has 40 exons. Gene Ontology annotation, biological process: regulation of cholesterol efflux; xenobiotic transport; xenobiotic transmembrane transport.